CUGAUUCUUCCGUUUGCUCAGCGGUUUGCACUCUGCCCCUCGUCGAAUUUGGCGACUCUCCUGUCUCCAGUGCGUAAAAGCUGCUGCGCGUCGCUCGGAUAAUCAUGUAGCUGCGCUUCACGCACAAAGCGGUCUCCAAAAUGGACCUAAAAUCCGAACUCCUGAAGUCCAUCUGGUACGCUUUCACGUCGCUGGACGCAGAGAAGUGCGGGAAAGUGUCAAAGUCGCAGUUAAAGGUGCUUUCUCACAACUUGUACACUGUCCUGAACAUCCCACAUGAUCCGGUUGCCCUGGAGGAACAUUUCCAGGAUGAUGACGAUGGCCCUGUGUCAAAUCAUGGCUACAUGCCCUACCUCAACAAAUACAUACUCGAUAAGGUGAAAGAGGGGACGUUUGACAAAGAGAAGUUUGAUGACCUGUGCUGGAUGAUGACGAUGAAGAAGAACUUUACCGGGGUCCUGCAGAACGGACUACUGACUGAGAGAAACUGCUUCAAACUCUUCUGCUUGUUCAACCUUCUUUCUGAGGAUCACUACCCGCUGGUGAUAAUCGUGGAAGAGGUGGAGUAUCUCCUGAAGAAAAUCUCCACAGCAGCGAGCCAUGAGUGGGAUGGAAAGCUAUUGGGAGACCUGAUUUCCCAGGAUCCCACAGUGCAGGAGGAGGGCAUGUCUGUGUGGAGCUUCCUGGCGCACAUGAAUGCGGGCCGUUUGCUGAGGGUCACCAACAGCGAGGCUUUCAGCCUGGCUUUGAACGAGGUGUUUCUGGAGAUGUAUCAUAACGUGCUCAAGAGAGGCUACAUGUGGAAAAAGGGGCACAUGCGGAGGAACUGGACCGAGCGCUGGUUUGUGCUGAAACCGUCCUACAUGGCUUACUACGUCGGCGAGGACCUUAAAGACAAGAGAGGGGAAAUCCAGCUGGAUAAAAGCUGUGUUGUUGAGCCCAUUCCAGACAGGGAAGGGAAGCGCUGCCUGUUCUGUGUAAAAACCCACAACAAAACCUAUGAAAUGAGUGCAUCUGACCAACGGCAGAAGGUGGAGUGGAUUCAAGCUGUUCAAACAGCACUUCGCCUUCAAAGUGAGGGAAAGUCCUCCCUACACCAUGAACUCAAGCUGAAGAGGCGCAUGCUGCGCGAGCACAAAGACCAAGAGCGCAGCCGGAGUUCCCGCAGCAGCUGCAGCAGCCGCAGCAGCCGCAGCAGUCAGUCAGACGAGCUGAGUGUCCAGGAAAUGGAGAAGAUAGAGAAAGAAAGACAAGACCUGGAGAUAGAAAACAUCAUUCAGCAUGCACGAGAAGUGGAAAAUCGACGAAGGGAAGCGGAGGAGAUGGAGAGGAGGAAACAAAAGGAGGUGCAGAUGGAUCUGGAGAGACAGCUGAAAGAAGCUGAGAUGCUGAGAGACAGCAUGCAGGCAGAGAUGCAGGAGAAGGAGAGGAAGGCUGAGCAGCAGAAAAAAAGGAUCCAGGAGCUGGAGAUGACUCAACAGAAACUGGAAGCUGCUCUGAACAUGGAGAUCCAGGCUCGACUGGAGGAGGAACGAGCCAGGCUGGAACUGGAGAUGUUGCUGCAGGCCGAAGAGGAGAAAAGGCUGCAGUUUAAGCUCCUCCAAGAGAAGCAGAGGGACUUGCAGAGACUCAGUCCUGCUUUGGAGGCCUCAGAUGGCAGCACAGACGAGGACACCCCCUUAGCCCUCUACUCAGCUUCCCGGGAGCUUCAGGAUCUGCAAGCAUCACGCCAGAGGAGCCACCAGCACCUAGAGGAAAUGCAGGAGAGGCUGAGGAAUGCCACUCAGCAUGUAAGGCACUGGAACGUCCAGUUGAAUCGCCUCAUGAAACCCAUUACGCCAGGAGAGCGUUUGGAUAGCCGACUUACAUCAAAAUACUUUUGCCCUCGAACGGAGGGAGCUCUGGCAAGCAACGAGUUCAUUUCCAAAUACAAGAUAAGAAAUGAUCAGAGCAGUCGGCUAGAAGAAGAGGAAUGUGAGAGACUGGAGGAGAAAAUGGGGGCCGCCCAUCUGUCAGAUGAUUCAGAAGAGUCACAGGAAAAGCCCAAUGGGCUACUGUGAUUGCCACGGUGACAGAUAAAGGGAUUUCUUUGUGCAUUUUCAUGUUUAGCAAUGUCAAAGGGGAAAAAAUUAACCUUAAACCACAAAACUUCUGUUUUUGUCCAUCAAGCUUGUUUACAGACUUCAUCCUGUGUGAAUGAUUGUGUCCAUUAUGGAGACAACCAUUCGUAAGAUUUCAUCCUCACAAACAUGACGGAAGAUAAUUCAGCUUUGUGUGAGUCCAGAAACUUUCUUUCUGUGUAGAAAAAUGAUUUGUAAAUAAAUAUGGAGAAUUGUGAAAAGAAAAUUAGAAUUUAAUUAAAACACAUCUGACUAAAA
Molecule: messenger RNA, 2378 nt
Organism: Oryzias latipes (Japanese medaka)
Lineage: Eukaryota; Metazoa; Chordata; Actinopteri; Beloniformes; Adrianichthyidae
Gene: def6c
Product: DEF6 guanine nucleotide exchange factor c
Cellular component (GO): nucleus; cytoplasm
Source: RefSeq, a predicted model, not a curated record